AUGUCGAGUGAGCAAGUGGCCGAGGCGGCGCCCAGGUGUGCUCGCCGCAGCCGCACGGCCUUUACCCCCGACCAGUUGGGGAUGUUGAAAGCUGUUUUCGAAACGACCCCCUGUCCUGACUGGGAGAAGAUACAAGAGUUAUCAGCAAAGCUAUGUUUGGAUGAGUGCGUGAUCAAGACUUGGUUUAAAAACCAGCGCACCAAGAAAAGCAAACAACAGCGAAUGGGUCAGCAGUGCCACCUCAGGGAGUUGCCACCACUGCCCGGCUCAGAGCUCAGCACGCCCUCGCAGGAAGAUCAUGACCGUAGGAGCUCCCAGGCGCAGGGCCCCGAGACUGCUGAGGACCCGCUGCCCGCCGAUCUGCACAACAUCCAUCUGGACUCCUGUACAGCCUGGGCUUCACUGCCCCAUGACGUCGUGGAACUCGUUCGGAUGUACCACUUGUUCGAUGACGAUGAGCCUGACGACUAG
Molecule: messenger RNA, 471 nt
Organism: Oryctolagus cuniculus (rabbit)
Lineage: Eukaryota; Metazoa; Chordata; Mammalia; Lagomorpha; Leporidae
Source: RefSeq, a predicted model, not a curated record